This is a messenger RNA of Parnassius apollo (apollo), 630 nucleotides long. NCBI's taxonomy places the organism in Eukaryota, Metazoa, Arthropoda, Insecta, Lepidoptera, Papilionidae. The record is from the annotation of a GenBank genome assembly.
AUGGGAAAACACGAGCAACGAGGUCAGCACCCUCCGGAAGAGCCAAAUGUGAAGCCUGAAGAGAACUCCUCAACGAAAAAAGAUACGAGCGAAAUUCAAGCGCUGACGAUAGCAUUGAAGGAAGCCCUUACCACAAGAGGAGGACCAGUAGCUCAGCCAAAGUAUAUCCACGAGCUACCCUACUUCGAUGGCAACAGCACAACAGAAGAGGGCGAGUUCUCUGACCUGACAAUGGUCUCCAAGUUCCUGAACAGCGAAGCAGACAAAUGUGGAGCCUUCGCGACCUCAGAAGAGAAGCGGGUUCAGAAGAAGAAUUCUACGAGGGAAAAGGACUUUAAAGAAAAAGAUACAAGACAGUCUACAGAAAAGACUUGUCCUAUGUGCCAAGGUGGACACUUCCCCGUCGACUGCCAGAAGUUCCAGAAGACGUCAGUGCAAGACCGAUGGGCAACAGUAAAGAAAAGUCACGUUUGCUUCAAAUUUAUUCAAGGAAAACAUCGAAAGGAGAGCUGCAAGAAACCACCAUGUAAGGAAUACAAGAGGUGGCAUCAUCAUUUGCUGCACGUUGAAUCAGAAAACAGGACCUCGGGAGAGAAGAAGGCGGAAACACAAGAAGAAGUAACAAGAUGA